GUCGAUAGAGCCCGCUAGAGACCCGCCUCCAUCGAGACAUCCCCCACCUCACACACCCCACGCCUCUUCUCCUCCCCCUUCGUCGGUCUCACCUUUCUCCCAAAACCAUGGGUCAGGCUGCCAGUCGCGCCACAACACAGGCGGGCGCUGCUGUGGCGCGCUCCACGAGCCAGCAGACGGCCAACACCGCUGCCGCCGCCUCUGCCGCUGCCGCUGCCGCCGCCACGGCUGCUCCUCGGGCCGCUGCUGCCACGGCUGCUCCCCGGGCCACGGCUGCCACUGCUGAUCCCUUCGAUGCAUCCUCGCAUGUGGACCCGGCCGAGUCUCUUCUCUCACAAAACCUGGCUGCUCUGGACAUGACUGUGAAGCCGGUGGCCGAGUCGUCGAUCGUGGUCGACUCUCGGAAACUGCCCACUCGGCGAACGACCACCCCCUCCAAUGCCACCUUCCAUGACCAGGACUUCGACAGCCAUGCUGAGCGCGAUCUCCUCAUGUCCCAGGAGAUUAGCCGGCUGAACAACAACCACCUCCGCUACAUCCUUGGCCGCCUCGAGAAGGACCCCGCCAGCAUGGAUCAAUCCAUUCGGGAGGUGCUGGCGCUGCAUGACCUGAUCUCCGUCUCCGACAAGGGCCUCACCCCUGACAACGCCACCGCCGAGCGCCGAAUGAAGCUGCUGGACAGUGGCCAGCUGCUGGAUGGGCCCCGCUUGCAGAGUCUCAGCACCACCCUGCGCAGUGACAUAGAGCUGAUUGAUGCCCACUUCACCGACUUCCUGGUGCUGAAGGUCCCCUCCAAGGGCGAGAGCGCGGAGGAGACAUUCAGCCAGGUGGCCGUGUAUCCGGUGGCACAGUCGGCGUCUAAGGCCAAUGGCCAGGAACAGGCCAAGUGAGGAGAGCCCCCCCCCCCC
Messenger RNA from Fonticula alba, 908 nucleotides. RefSeq lists its product as hypothetical. The coding region runs from base 108 to 890 and encodes 260 amino acids. The transcript is spliced from 4 exons. Lineage: Eukaryota; Rotosphaerida; Fonticulaceae. The record is from RefSeq and is a predicted model, not a curated record.